Venustampulla echinocandica is the source of this 2898-nucleotide messenger RNA. RefSeq lists its product as uncharacterized. The record is from RefSeq and is a predicted model, not a curated record. Gene Ontology annotation, biological process: barbed-end actin filament capping; actin filament depolymerization. Gene Ontology annotation, molecular function: actin filament binding; actin monomer binding. Gene Ontology annotation, cellular component: cytoplasm; actin filament. NCBI's taxonomy places the organism in Eukaryota, Fungi, Ascomycota, Leotiomycetes, Helotiales, Pleuroascaceae. The transcript is spliced from 10 exons. The coding region runs from base 1 to 2898 and encodes 965 amino acids.
AUGGCUGAUAAUGACUCUUUUCGGGACUCUUUAAACAAGUCCGCCAGCUUUCCGAAAAGCCUGGUUUAUCACAGAGCCUAUGAGCAUGUUCUCGAGGCACAUGUUGACCGAUUGAAUGAGCAAGACGAUCGGCUGUUCAGCUGCGAAGACAAAACAAAUCUCGAACUAUGGGAGUAUGGAGCCCAAUCUACUGGGUUUAAGUCCCAUCAUUUCAAUAACAGUACACAACUGCGAAACCAUUUCGUGGGAGGGCAGCUCUUUGCAGAGGUUGACCCACAAUGCAGGUUCAUGUUUGUGCAUGCCGCUCACUCAAGAGCAAAAUUAAAAGUCACAAGAUACAUGCUCACGGUUGCGCUCACUUAUCACCAAGCUAUGGCACCAUUCGUCGACUUUCUGUUUUCCUUUGGCAAACAAGAAUAUCCACGGGAUUUCCAUUUCAGCGGAUUUUACCAUGAGACCCACUUGAACAAUGACCAGCCAAACUUGCAUUUACCUGACCUCGGACGGUCUGGUACAGAUUUCAAGAUGUGUUACAAUCUUAAGUCAGUCGAACCAUCCAGUAGCCAGCCACAUUUUCCCUGGUCUGUACGACAAUUAGCAGUGUAUCAUUCAUUUGACGUUGUGACCGGCAAAGCUUUCUGGACUAUGAUCAAGGGGGAUGAACUAAUCAAACAACGCAUUAAGGCUGCCACAAACCCAGACAACCACCCAAAUUUAGACAUGUCAAGUGCAGCACAAGCAUUCUGUGUAGCACUUACUGUACAGCUGAUUAUCUUCGAUUGGUGCCGUGAACAAUGGCGCUGGUAUAUAAGUUACUUAGAAGGACUUCAAGAGAUCACAACAUGCCGAGCCUUGACAAUGAGAUUCGAUAGGCCUUCAGCUCGUCCAGCCCAACCAUCUAACAUAUCUCCACCACGAGCCGCAACAACACCACCGGGAAAGAUAAAACGCGCUGUCACCCGAAUAUUCAGACGGGCUUCAUUAGCUAUUAGAACACUAUCACCAUCGAUUCCACUGGCACCGAUACUUCACCCAGCUGCCCCUCCUCCAGAGUUCGAACCUGACUUUGAAAGUACAGAGCUCUUCUCCUUCUCUGAUCUCCAAAACGUGCAGUCAUACGAGGAAAAGGUAAGUGAGCUACUCCUUGUGAUCAGGUCAAAUAUCAAGAUUGUCUCGGAUAUCAAAGCCUACUACAUGGACCUCGUUGCUUCCACCAAUUUUCCGGACGAGAUAAAGACCGGGUGUUCAAGCAAGAUCAGGGACUUUGAAAAGACUGUUUUCAGUAUUGUCAAUGAUCUCGAAAUGCAGCAUUCACGAGCCAGCAUGUUACUUUCAACGCUGACGAAUCGUAAAGGAUUGCUAAAUGGAGCAUUGAACUACUGCAAUAUGGAAGCUAGUAAGAGAUUCGCCGAGAAGGCAGCGGCAUCAACCAGUGAGAUGCAAAUCAUGACCGAAGAGAUGAAUGCACUCGCCCAGAAAACUAAACAGGAAACGGUCUCAAUGCGUAUCAUCACGCUUGUGACUCUGUUCUUCUUGCCUGGAACCUUCAUCUCUACGAUUAUGAGCACGGACAUACUUCAAUAUUCAAAAAUCCCCGAUACCAACAACUUUAAGGAAGAUUACUCCUCCACGGCACUGAAGCGGUAUGCGACAAUCACACUACCGUUGAUGGCCAUGACAUUCGCGGCGUGGGCAUGGCUAUACCUCACCGCAACAACAAGGAGAGGUGGCUGGAGCCUACAUUCAUCGGUUUUAGUAAAAUCGGCAAAGACUACCAUAUUUGAAGGAUCUGGGGGAUCAACUAUUUUGGGGUCAUUAGAUGACACUGGUAGUCAAAGUAAGGGUAACGCAAAGUGUAGAUUAGGACGAUUAAUGCAGAAGCGGGUAUCAUAUCUCAAGAUGCAGUCCGGAAUAUCAGCAUCCCAAGAGCUGCAUACCGCAUUCCAGACCCUCGUGUCCACGGAAUCUCAGCGCGGCCUCCUCGUGACAAUAGAGAAGGAAUCUUUAGUCCCAUCCGCCAUCCUCUCCCCUUCAACGGGGUCCUUCACCUCCGACCUCUCCCUUCUAACACCGCACAUCACGCCCAAAACUGCACUCUACAUAAUCCUCCGACGUUAUGAGACCUCCUCUCCCGCACCCUUCGUCGCUAUAACCUACGUCCCUGAUGCAGCACCAGUGCGGCAAAAGAUGCUCUUCGCAUCUACGAGGCUGACACUCGUUCGAGAGCUGGGGAUUGAGCGAUUCCGAGAGUCUAUCUUCGCAAAUAGGGAAGACGAGUUGACCGAAGCGGGGUUCAAGAAACAUGAUAAGCAUAAUGAGUUGGAGGCGCCGUUGACGGAGGAAGAGGUUUCUCUGGGCGAGGUGAAGAGGAAGGAGGCUGAGGAGGGGCGGGGAAUGAGUGAGAGGAAGAGCCAUGUUAGCAGUGGUGUGAGUAUGCCUAUUACGGAUGAUGCCUUGGCUGCUUUGAAGAGCUUGGCUAGCGGUGAUGGGGAGGGAGAUAACUUGGUGCAAUUGAAAAUCGACAUCCCUACCGAAACAAUGGAGCUAGCCUCCAUUACCAGCACCCCUAUCGAGUCCCUUCCUACCACGAUUUCCCCCACCGAACCACGCUACUCGGUCUACCGCUUCGCACAUUCUCACAACGGUGAAACCACUUCCCCAAUUCUUUUCAUUUAUACCUGUCCUUCUGGCUCUAAGGUUAAAGAGCGGAUGUUGUAUGCCGCAUCUUCCCGCUCAGCCGUACAAGUAGCGGAAGCGGAGGCGGGGUUGAAGAUUGAGAGGAGGAUCGAGUCAAGUAGCCCUGAGGAUGUUACUGAGGAAAGCAUUAUGGAGGAUUUACAUCCGAAGGUCGAGGUUAAGAGGGCGUUUGAGAGGCCCAAGAGACCCGGCCGGAGAUAA